Messenger RNA from Gigantopelta aegis, 3022 nucleotides. Its product is annotated as adaptin ear-binding coat-associated protein 1-like. Gene Ontology annotation, cellular component: membrane; clathrin vesicle coat. Lineage: Eukaryota; Metazoa; Mollusca; Gastropoda; Neomphalida; Peltospiridae. The transcript is spliced from 7 exons. Gene Ontology annotation, biological process: endocytosis. The record is from RefSeq and is a predicted model, not a curated record. Bases 27 to 1025 code for a protein of 332 amino acids.
CGUGUUUAAGUGUUACGUUUAUCAACAUGGCCGAUAAUGAAUGUGAACGUGUUAUCUGCGUCAAAAACGAAGUAUUUGUGUUUAAAAUACCACCAAGACCAUCAAACAGGGGUUACAGAGCUGCUGAUUGGAAACUGGACAACCCGGACUGGACGGGGCGAAUGCGAAUUGUUUCUAAAGGAAAGGAUUUGAUGAUCAAGUUGGAAGACAAAACUUCAGGUGAACUGUUUGCCAACUGUCCCGUGGAAUCGUACCCCUGCGCCGCUGUUGAGCCCGUCUUGGAUUCCAGUCGGUAUUUCGUCCUCAGAAUAAAAGAUGAAAAUGGUCGCAGUGCAUUUAUUGGCAUAGGAUUCGUAGACCGUGCAGAUUCAUUUGAUCUGAAUGUUUCCAUACAAGACCAUUUCAAGUGGUUGAAGCAAGAAGCGGAUGAAGCCAACAGUGUUAAGGAAUUACAGAAUGCUCCGAAACUCGACCUGGGCUUCAAAGAAGGUCAAACGAUAAAGCUGAACAUUGGUAAUUUAAAAUGUAAAGAAGGCUCCAGUUCAAGACCUCGAGCUAAAGCUUCAGCUGGUGGAAUGAUUGGUCUAAUUCCUCCACCCCCUGGGGGAGUGAAAAUCCCCCCACCCUCACCUGCAAAGCAACCUAUCGCAGUUCCAACCAACACUACGCCAGAGAGGAAACCUGUUGUGGCAGAGAAGAAAUCCGAAACGGUGGAGGACAAAUCUGGAUUAGACGAUUUCGACAUAUUUAACGUACAGUGUAACAUUUCAAAACCAGCCAACCAGAGCACGGGGAACAGUGUAGAUCUCCUGUCGUCAGUGUUGGUGCCUGGUGUCCCAGCCAGUCAGAAUUCAGGGAACCAUAUAGAUCUGUUGUGUGGAACGGACAUUCCAAUUUCACCCAGUGUUCCAGUACAGCCGAUAAAACCAGUGCAACCUGUCACAGCGUCGGAUCCAUGGGGUGACUUCACGAGUGCAAGUUCUACAAGUGAAGGCGAUAAGAGUGAUCCGUGGGUGCAGUUUUAAGAAAGAUAUUCCUAGUGUAAAUAUUUAUAGCUGAAAGUUUUGUUAAAUCGUUGUAGUUUUUAAUUACUCUUCAAAAAUCUGAAGAGGAUUGUUAGACAUUUGUCUUCAGGACGUCUGCGUUGGCAGUUUGUGGCAAUCCUCGUUUGAUAGUUUGAUACAAAUAAUUAUUUCUUUUGUAAUACUGUUUGUAGCCCCAGACAUGGAGCGAUUGCCCCUUCAUAUAAUGGGAUUGUCCAAAUGUCCCAAUCACAGAACCUGAUACAUCCUCUGGGUGAUGUGUCCUUAGUUUUGAUUGGCUGUUGGAUGAUCUCAUAAUAAUUAUGAAGGUUUUUUCUUUUUUUUAACAUUAUUGGUCAGGUUAAAUAUUCCUACUUAAACCUGUAAGAAAAAAAACCUUCUCAAGUUUGCUUUAUCUUCUCUCACCCCUUGUCAUUGCCCAUUUGUUCUUUUUCUGUUUUUACAAUCCACCUCUUUUUUUCUGUUUUUACAUAGCCUCCAAACUUUAAACUUGUUUUGCUGACCACCUCCACGUUACAGGCCUUGUCUCACCAUUCAUGACAGGUGUUUGUGGUAGAGUGCUUGGCUGAAACUGCUGGUUGAUCGCCAUCUGUGGACUUUGUUUCCUCCCCCCCCCCCAUUCCCCCUCCCAUUCCAUCCAGUGCCCCAUGAUUGGUACAUCAAAGGCUGUGACGUGUUAGGGGUUAGGGGUAUGAGGAGGUUCUAAAUAUCUUCAAGUAGCGUUUCGGGUUUCUCUCCCCGUCAAACCACCCAACAGCACAGUUUACCAAUAAUUCUGAGUGAAUAGAAUAACACACUCGCUGUUUAAUAAUGAAAUUACAUUUAUUGCUUAUCAUGAUUAAUAUAUUUCUACAGUAGAAUUAUAAAGUAACUCGUAGACUAGUAUAAAAAUGUAGUCUACCGAAAAAUAAAAAUAAACCACUGUAGGCCUAAAUUGUAAAUACUAAUAAUUGAUUUCCCCAGGUCUCACCUGGAUACGGUAUAGUUUUCUUAAUAAAACCAAUGCUUACAUUUCAAUAAAGUGAUUCACGGCCCUGCCGGUAAGAACAGCUGUUUUCUAUUUACUUUCCAAACCGUCAACACUCUCAAGUUAGUGACGCCAUUCCCGGUUGACAUCAUAUGUCUUUCUGAAGCUGAUGUCAUAAUAUUCCACGCAGUAAAUAACAUAUUUUCCACGUACAUUACAAAGGCCAUGAUAUGUACUGUCCAUGGUAAAAAAAAACCCCAAGUAAAUUACUGCAUAAACUUUUAAGUGGUAUGUAUAGUUAUUCACAGUGCGUCGAAAAUGUUUAUGGCAGGUGAGACAUUCAAUUCCGCAGAGUUCUUGGAGAUCUUUUUCCUUUCUUUUUAAAUUAACACAAGUGUUGUAUUCUGUAUAGUAUGUGUUGUGUCGAUGUGCGAACUAAUGAAUUAUGAAGCUCACCUAAUAAACAAAUCCUAAUCCGUUGAUUCGGAUGUCAUUGUUAAACUAUAGUCUAGAUUUCAACUCUUUUAGUCUGUGUUACAGGAGUUUAAAUCUAUUACAACUCAUUAGAUUAAACCUGGAGUCUGCAGAGUUUGUUGUUAUCCUUGCUUUUUUACCCCCACUCCACCCUCUAUCUACACACACACACCUUCCAACAUCCAUCAUAAACUAAUUUUUAUGACAACCUUCCAACUGAAUUAUCUGGCCAUUGUGUAUUAUCCAUAUAGACAUGAAGCACAUUAUAAAAUUAAACUUGGAUGACAUCCCACAGUGUUCUGUGUUAGUAUUAUCUUCUCAUGACCAAUGUGAUAACGUUGUUAUAUAGCAAUGUAUUAUACAUGUACGUAUAUCCCGUAUAAAAUCAAGUAUACACAUGUUAGUUUGUAAUAAACUCCAGGGCCCAAUUUCACUAAACAUCGUAAGCCUAGUUUUGCAUGUAAACGUAAAUCUACGACUAAACCACAAUUCUUAUUACUAUUAUAGUACAACAAAUAUAGUUAGAAGUACACAUAUU